This is a messenger RNA of Drosophila kikkawai, 3878 nucleotides long. RefSeq names its product WW domain-containing adapter protein with coiled-coil wacky (gene wcy). Gene Ontology annotation, molecular function: chromatin binding; RNA polymerase II complex binding. The record is from RefSeq and is a predicted model, not a curated record. NCBI's taxonomy places the organism in Eukaryota, Metazoa, Arthropoda, Insecta, Diptera, Drosophilidae. Gene Ontology annotation, biological process: regulation of autophagy; positive regulation of TORC1 signaling. Gene Ontology annotation, cellular component: nucleus.
ACCGAUGGCUGUCAAACUCAACACAGCCGUGCCGACGAACAGACCGCACAAAGCGUAAUGUAAAAGAAUUGAAAAAACUCAUCAAGUAUAGAGGCCAAAAAGCAAACGCAGCAGUCGGGGAUAAAUUAAUAAAAUCGUUCGAUGCGAAACAACUAAAUGCGGCGUUUACAGCGCAGUGGAUGCGAGCGGCUAACGAAUUGCGGUAAGCACAGAGAAAAGCAAAAAGGCAGCCAAGAAAAAUACGAACGAAGCGAAACGCACACAAACAGACGCACCACACACACACACUCUCAGAGGAGCGCCCACAUUCUGAGGCCGAGAAGUGAAAAUUGAAAGCGGCGUUUUGAAAGAAUUACCCAUUUCCCGGAAGACCGAAGGCGGAAGGCUAAGAAGCUAAUUAAAGAUAGCCUGAAUGUUUGCACAUUUUCUAGGAGGCAACGAAAAAAGCCGAUAAAAAGAUCCACACACAUACAACCAAGAGAGCCUCCCAUACAGGCGAGCCACUCACACACCGUUAACUCUGACACAAACACACAUACCACACACACACACACAAGCGUGCGUGCCUUGGCAGGUGAGAAGAAGAGGAAGGAGCAGGAAGAGGAGCCCCAAAAGGAGGCGCCAACGGAAACCAAAUUGGAUAAAUUGAGGAAAAGCAGCGGAAAAAGGCGAGAGCACAUCAGGAGGAGCAGCAGCACCAGCACCAGCGAGAAGCCAGCAAAUCCACGAACAACAGAAGCGGCAGCGUAUUUGGCGAAAAUCUUGCAUUGAUGGUAAUGCAUGCUAGAAAACCGCAGCGUAUGAACGAUGGGUACUUUGAGAAGCAUACCAGCCACACAUCCUACCAGAGCUCAAAGUACAGCAGUUCAAAGCGCGACUAUGAACGCGAUCGUUCCUCCAAUUAUCGCGAUCGCGACCUGUCGCCGGGCGCUGGCGGUGGCGGAGGUGGCGGUGGCGGCGGUGGAAGCAGCAGCGGCGGUGGCGGUAGCAGCGGCAAUGGCGGCGGCGGCGGCGGACCAUUGAAUAAUGGCAAUAGCUACCGCUCCCAGUCGCCGGACAUUGAUUCGCCUUCGUCACGUUCCCACGAUAUCCGCGAUCGCAGUGAUCAUCGUGGUGGCGGCGGCAGUGGGCGUGGCGGAAGCGGUGAGCGAUACAGCUUUAUGCAGAAGAUGCGGGACAGAGAUCGUGAUGUUUACAAGAAGGAUAAAUAUUCAGAUAAACGAGAUCGGCGUGGCAAUGAUCGGGACUCGGAGUCAUCGUAUCGCACCAACCAUGACAGGGAUCGACGUGGAGGCGGCGGCGGCGGCGGAGGAGGCGGUGGUGGUAGCGGUGCAGGCGGUACAAGCGGCGGUGGCAGUGGCAAACUCUGCUCCUCGCGGGAAAACGAUAAGCGGUCGGGUUCGGACGAUCGUGACCGGGAGCGAGAUCGUGAUAUGCGUGAUAUGCGCGACAAGCGGGAUCGCAAUUCGGAUCGCGACAGGGACUUGUACAAGAAGGACAAGUAUACAGAUAAACGCAGCGAACGCAGCGAUCGUGGCGAGCGAACCGCCCGGUAUGGCGACUGGAGUGAGCAUGUAAGCUCAUCGGGGAAAAUGUAUUAUUACAACUGCAAGACGGAAAUCUCCCAGUGGGAGAAGCCAAAGGAAUGGGUGGACAGAGAAAGGAAUAUGCCGCGUGAUCAGCACCGUGAGAAGGAAUAUCGCGACAAGGAUCGCGAUAGGGAUCGUGAAGACCGCUUCUCCAGAUCGACAUACAAACAUUCCAAUUCUUCGCGCGACAAUUCACGACUGAGAUGGAAUUAUGAAAACGAUGGCGGACCGCCCAGCCAUCGAAGGCGUUUGGAUGGUCGACACAAUGACAAUGCUGAUAUGGAUAUAAGCGGCGAUUCCACGCCCACCUCGGAGGCCAGCUAUUCGCUUAGCGGCACGCCCACCACUCAUGGUGGCGGCAACAGCAGUGAUCAGCCAAUGGGCAAUGCCCUGCCACGUCUGGCCUCUCAUCCAAAUGCAAGCUCCUCCUCCUCUGCCUCGGGCGUAACAGCAAGCGGAGCCUUGGGAGCAGCGGCAGCAGCAGCGGCAGCGGCACUUCACUAUGCAGGCGGAGCGGGUCCAGUGACGGGGGCCACCAUGCUGCCCACCAGUGGGCUCUCAUCGUCCGUGAAUAGCAACAACAAUGCUGGCGGCAGUGGCAGCAAUAGCAGCAGCAACAAUGCCAACAGCAGCAGCAGCAGCAGCAACAACAACAGCAGCAGCAGCAGUGGCCUCCUGAGGAACUCUGGCCACAUUGGCUCCACCUCUGGAACAACUGUGCCCACGCUGCAGGAUCCGCAUCAGCAUCAGCAUCAUCUUAACUCGAAUGCUCCACUGCCGCCAGGGGCCAAGGGCAAGGAUCAGACUCUAAUCUUGAUGCGUCAGAAGAUGCACCUGGGCCUGGGUGUACUCGACCAUCAUGGAGUGAACUCUGGCGGAGGCAGUGCAACGGCGGGGUCAGAAUCGACGGUUAAUCAUGCCUACAAUUCUGUUAAUAAUUCGGUCUCCGGCAGCAGUCUAAGCAGCUUACGGGACAACAGCCUCAAUUCACCGCUGUACAUGUCCCACUCGCACCACAGCCUCUCGCCGUCGCUCAGCAGCUACACCAAGAGCCCCAUACCCACGAUUGUGGGUCACACGAACAAUGUGAGCGGCGGCAGCAAUGCCUACACCUGCAGUGCACCCUUUGGCCUCAAGGCCAGCCUGGACGUGGCCUCCGCCUCGCCAGCCACAUCGAACAGCAGCCAAAGCCAUGUGCCCGGCUUGGGGGCCGUCAGCGGUAUCAGUGUGAUCACCUCGAUGGGCAGCAACAGUGUGGUGGCCGCGACUUCAGGCGAGGGGCCGCCCACGCCCACCUUAGAGCUGGAGGGUGCUGCGGCCUUGGAGCUGCAGCAGCAGCAACAGUUGGCCGCCGCCGUGGCAGCAGCAGCCGCGGCAGCAGCAGCAGCAGCGGCAGCGAGUGCCCAGCAGCAGGCGCAGCAGCAGCAGCAGCGCAAAUUGGAUGGCACCUCAUCAGCCACGCUGAGCUCGCUGCAGAGCUGCGUGGGCUCCUCGGUGCAGUCGGCCAAUCUGCGUGGUCCCGAGAUAUCGCCCAAGCUGGCGAAAUACUUUCGCGCCGAUCUAAUUGCGCACGUGACCAACUGGCAUGCAGAGGUGCUAGAGCGUCAGGCGCAGAAGUGUUGCGAGGACACGCAUCUGUUUGGCGACAUUACCUGCACGCGAAUCUGUGCGGAACUGAAAUGCGCUCGUAGUCUGGUGCGCAGCACAGAGAUUUGUGCCACACUGCAGGAACAAAAAAUCAUGUAUUUGCGCCAGCAGAUACGACGCAUUGAGGAGUCGAAGACUCAGAACGCUUUCAUGUCGGACGAUACUUAGGAUCAGGAGCAGGUUAGGCUGCGCGUCCAUCGCAAGCUGUCGGUUAGGCUUAAAAAGAGCUACUUUUGGCGCAGCUGAUGAUGAUUGCGAUGAUGAUUGGAUUGGUGCAUUGUGUGCCUUGGUUAUCGUUCAUCGGCAAAUGAUGGAUGUAUGGCGGUGGCAAUACCAAAACACACACAUAACUACACACACAAUGACUGAGAAAACGGCGUGCAUCCUGCUCCUUACACCUAGACACCUGCUGCUUUCUCCCCUGAAAGCCGCAUUAUGAAUCACUUGUGUGUGUUCGGAUCGAGUCUGAAUCUCCCUCACAAAUACAUUGUAUAUAUAUAUGGAUGGUGGCAGUAUUUAUAUAUAUAUAGACGACUGUUGAGCGGCACAAGACAAACCAGGACGAGACAAACAAGCAACUCCAACAUUACAACAUAAUUUAUAAUUAGCCAAGCGUAAAUUAAAAACCAGAAUAAUCUUAAA